AAACUGUCAACAAUGCUGCAUGUUUAUUACUUGGUUAAUAGUUCUUGUGGACAUAGUGUUUAGUGGUAAUAGUAUGUGCUUUGGAUAAAAAAUAUAUCUUCUGUUUUUAACAAUUUUUAAUUUGCUUACAGAACUGAGUCACAAAUUGAAGAAUAUUCUUUCAGGGAAGGCACCCGUGCAAAUUGCUUAAGAACAUUUAAGUUUAAAAUUGUGUUAAUGAAACUUAAAGUAACUAUGGCGCGCGGACGCGGACGAAUGCGCGAAGAACAUGUACACAAAAUGCAAAAGAAUUAUCGCUUUCUCCUUAAAAAUGUUGAUGCAAAUUUAUUAUGUUCGGGUCUUUUUGAACUGUGUGUUCUGAAUGAUGACGACAUGGAGGAGGUUAAAAAUAAAGUGGAAGGGGAAAGCAAUGUUCAAGGUAUGGAGCUACUGCUCAAGAAAUUAUUCCAUGCUGGACAUGAUGCCUAUGAACAUUUUAUCAAGUGUCUAAAGGACGCCAAUUAUCACGAAGUCAUAUCCACACUAGAGGGAACUAACAGUCAAAGUGAAGACCCAAACCAGACACACGCUCAGACCGAGGAAAGCGUCUUAUCAGUCAAAGAAAAAGUAGCGAUGUAUGAGAAAUUCGCAGAACUUCGGGGUAAACAACGGAAAUCACACAAGGAUAUGAUUGUAAUUAAAGAACAGUUGGCUGAAAACAAGGAAAUAUGUGAUAUACAUGCUGAGAAAAUACAAUCGGUAGUGGAUCGAGUGAAGGCGUUUGAAGUAAAAUUGGAGGAUUGUCAGAGAACAUCGCAAAGCCAAAUAGAAAUAGUAAAGUCACUUAAAACACAGAUAGAACCCAUUGUAGUACUGAUUGGCUCUUCAGACACAAAGGUUCGCCAAUUGCAAACAACAGCGCAUGUUCAUACACUAGAACAGAACGUGAAUGAAAGGCAUAAAAUUGACGCCAACGAGCAGAAAAAGAUGAACGAAAGAGUGUCUGCUUUAGAAAGAAAAAUGGAGAUGCGUCGGAACCGAUCUGAACAGACGGAAGAAUUGUCAGUGCCCGAUGGCAACUUUAAGGUGACUGGAAAGACAGACCAGGAAACACAGACAAUCGACGAUUUAUCCAGCGAAACAUUUGUUAAGAAUACGGAUAGCAUUGUCCAAACACAAAUGGAAGCAACUCGAUCACGUGGGUGCAUGGGUGUAGACUCCGCUGAUGGCGGGGCUGGGACCGAUCUUAAAUUGAAUAUUUUUAAGACAGUAAUUAACGGAAAGGUUGCUAAUGGUUCGGUGAAUGUUGGUGGUGACAUGAAGCUGGUCGGGUUAGAGAAGUACAUAACAAAUAAUAGAAAAGAAGGUCGAACGGUCAUGCUGAUUUCUAUCAAAAGCUUUGAUGGUCACGAGAUAGAUUCGUACCUUCAAAAACACAAAACUAUGUCUUUAAAAUCUUUAGAUGCUGAAAAUGAGGAUAACAAAAUUUAGGAAUGCGUUUGGUAAAACUAAAAACAUUUAUAUUUUCGAGGUUAGGGCAUAUGAACACAAUAACAAAAAUGAAAUGAAAUGAAAUGGGGUUUAACGUCCUACUGUUUUGCUCCUAAACUGGGCUAAUGGAGACGGGCAUACGCCAUACAGUCUGCUAUGAGGAAAUUUUGCCCGGGCAGCGGCGCUACGCCCUACCCUUAUAUAGAAUUCCAACUGCCGGGGGAUCUUUAACGUGCACGUCAAUUUGUACACGGAACCUCGGUUUUUCGUCCCAUCCGAACGACUAGAAAGCUGUCUUUGCGAGGCCCUCCGUCCUGCAUCACUGACAAGGGGGAAACCACGCCGGAAAAUCUGGAUGAACUUUCUCGGCCAAUGCAGGGAUCAAACAACACAAUUACAAAUAUUGCCACAACAGAACUAAAAUGAAAUUUAAGGUCGCUAUUACGUCUUGUGCACCACUAGAUAAAGGUCAGAUCCAUUUCAGAUGGCCACCUGCAGAUGUCUUGAAGGUCACGAGAUGUAAACACAGAAUAUAUAAGUAGCUAAUACCACUUUUGUUAAAAAUUCUUCUUCAAACGAUGCCAUUUGGUUCAGUAAUGUCGUCACACUUACCCGAAACUGACACCAGAUGGACACAUGAUAAAGUAAAUGUUCAAAUUAAUGUAGAUCUAAAGUAAAUUCCUAUGAGAAUAAAUAAUAACAAAUGUAAUGUAGAUCUAAAGUAAAUUCCUUUAAAAAUAAUAACAAAUGUAAUGUAGAUCUAAAGUAAAUUCCUAUAAAAAUAAUAACAAAUGUAAUGUGGAUCUAAAGUAAAUUCCUAAUAAAAUAAUAACAAAUGUAAUGUAGAUCUAAAGUAAAUUCCUUUAAAAAAUAACAAAUGUAAUGUAGAUCUAAAGUAAAUUCCUAUAAAAAUAAUAACAAAUGUAAUGUAGAUCUAAAGUAAAUUCCUAUGAAAAUAAUAACAAAUGUAAUGUAGAUCUAAAGUAAAUUCCCCUUUAAAAAUAAUAACAAAUGUAAUGUA
Patella vulgata (common limpet) is the source of this 2491-nucleotide messenger RNA. RefSeq lists its product as uncharacterized. The record is from RefSeq and is a predicted model, not a curated record. The transcript has 3 exons. The coding region runs from base 217 to 1470 and encodes 417 amino acids. Lineage: Eukaryota; Metazoa; Mollusca; Gastropoda; Patellidae. Gene Ontology annotation, biological process: regulation of apoptotic process.